AUGGCCCCAACGCACCCCACACCACAUGCAACCCUCCUUUCCACCACACUUUCCGUUACCCUCCCCUCACACUACACCACUAUUCUCUCUCGAUGGACAAGAAUCGCCUCUCUCCACCACUCUUUCAGCACAGAUCUCUUAGCAACUGACCGUGCCAACGCCAAUGCCACACUGAAAACUGAGCUCACUCUUCUAGAACAUGACAUUGGACUGUACAAGGAGAUUGUAGAUAGUAUAGACAUCACCUGCAUGGCUAGGCUAUAUGUGGUAUCAGGGAUGCUGCCAGAUGAGGCGCUGAAGGCGGCAAAGGAUGAUUUGAAGGGGCUAGAGGAGAGCUUAGGACUGCUGAGAGAGAGGAUAGGGGAGGUAAGGGCGGAUGUAAGGUACGGGGUUUAA
Molecule: messenger RNA, 396 nt
Organism: Exserohilum turcica Et28A
Lineage: Eukaryota; Fungi; Ascomycota; Dothideomycetes; Pleosporales; Pleosporaceae
Exons: 1
Coding region: 1-396 (131 amino acids)
Source: RefSeq, a predicted model, not a curated record